CGUAAUGCGAAUAAAGGCCGUAGCCUAUUUCUGACUGUCGCCUUUUUUUAACGGCCGGUGGUGUGUCUGGCUCCGUUUGUCGUGUGGCCCGUGCGCAGGGCUGCUCAUAUCUCGUGUAGCCGGCCCGGGACUCACCGUGGGGCAUGCGGGGCGUCUUUAGACACGGUACUGACAGGUGCUCAAGGUUGCCUGGUGUGCAGGAUGACGCCUGGCGUGGACGGCACUCGAUGCAAUAGGUGCACAAGGGAGGUUUCUGCCUUUGUUUUCACACUCUUUAUGCAAUAGACACCAGACGUGUUGCCAGCGAGCCCACGCUACCUUUAUACGCUACGGUAUCUGGGCCAGCAAUGGCAUAAUUUGUUUUCGGGAAAUCGUCAUUAUUAAAGGAGAGUUAUUAUCCUCGGGGAGAGCGCUAAUUGGUUAAGGGGGUUAGAGGCACGGUGCCGGCCGAGGUGUGAUGUCCUGCUCUCAUUUGUAGCUGGAGAGAGCGCAUUGUCCAGCCACUGGUUCCACUGUCUGCAAGGCCGGGCACAGGAGGGGAUUUGGUGACGGAUAAGAUGGUGUUCCGAAGUGAGGAGAUGUGCUUGGCGCAAUUGUUUCUGCAGUCCGGCUCGGAAUAUGACUGCAUUAGUGAGCUCGGAGAGAUGGGACUAGUCGAGUUUCGAGACCUCAAUCCAAGUGUCAGCUCAUUCCAGCGGCGAUUCGUCAGCGAAAUCAAGAGAUGUGAGGAGAUGGAGAGAAUUCUGGGCUACCUGCUGAGGGAGAUCCAGAAGGCCAACAUAGCCGUUCCAGAGGACGAUGACAGUCCAGUCGCCCCUCCGCCCAAACAAGUCCUCGAGAUCAUGGAGCAGCUCCAGCGGCUGGAGAUGGAGCUGAGCGAGGUGGCCAGGAACAAAGAGAAGCUGCAGAGGAACCUCCUGGAGCUCACCGAGUACACGCACAUGUUGAAGAUCACGCGGACCUUCAUCCACAGCCGCUCCAGACAUGAGGCUCUUGGCCCCCAGUAUGAAGAAUUCCCCACUAUGGAGACAGACUCUGUGACAGGAUGCACCAGCAUGCAAAGACUUGGAGCCAAACUGGGGUUUGUGUCCGGUCUCAUCCAGCGAGUGAAGGUGGAGGCCUUUGAGCGCAUGCUGUGGAGAGUGUGCAAGGGCUACACCAUCCUGAGCUACGCAGAAGUGGAUGAGAGCCUGGCUGAUCUGGACACUGGGGAGAUCAACAAAAGUGUUGUCUUUCUCAUUUCGUUCUGGGGGGACCAGAUUGGGCAGAAAGUUCAAAAGAUCUGUGAUUGUUACCACUGCCAUCUUUAUCCGCACCCUGAGAACGAUGAGGAGAGAGCAGAUGUGAUGGACAGCCUGAGGACACGCAUCCAAGACCUUAACAAUGUGCUGCACCGCACCGAGGACUACUUGAGACAGGUCCUGCAGAAGGCCUCCGAGUCAGCCUUCACCUGGGUCGUGCAGGUGAAAAAGAUGAAGGCCAUCUACCACAUCCUCAACCUCUGCAGCUUCGACGUCACCAACAAGUGUCUCAUUGCCGAGGUGUGGUGUCCCGUCAGCGACCUGGCAAACCUGCGGGGGGCGCUGGAGGAGGGCUCGAGGAAAGGCGACGCCACCGUUCCCUCCUUUGUCAAUCGAAUUCCAAGUAAUGACACUCCGCCCACCUUAGUGAGGACCAACAAGUUCACAUCUGGCUUUCAGAGCAUUGUGGAGGCUUACGGGGUCGGAGACUACCGGGAGGCGAGCCCAGCUCCCUACACCAUCAUCACGUUCCCCUUUCUGUUUGCUGUGAUGUUUGGUGACCUUGGACAUGGGAUGGUAAUGACUCUCUUUGCCCUGUGGAUGGUGCUGACAGAGAAGAAGCGGAGGAGGAAACGUUCCGGCAAUGAGAUCUGGAUGAUGUUCUUUGACGGCCGGUAUAUCAUCUUAAUGAUGGGGCUUUUCUCCGUCUACACUGGGCUCAUCUACAAUGACUGUUUCUCCAAGUCCCUCAACAUAUUUGGCUCUGGCUGGAGUGUCAGGGCUAUGUUCACGAAUCAGCAGUGGACAAAUGAAACCCUCCAAACAAAUGCUUUGCUCACUCUAGACCCAAAUGUCAGUGGUGUGUUCAGUGGACCUUACCCAUUUGGCAUUGAUCCUAUAUGGAACAUGGCAGCGAACCGCCUGUCCUUCCUCAACUCGUACAAGAUGAAGAUGUCUGUCAUUAUUGGUGUCGUGCACAUGAGUUUUGGAGUGGUGCUAAGUGUCUUCAAUCACUUACACUUCCGGCAGAAAUUUAACGUCUAUCUGCUGUUUCUCCCUGAGCUGCUCUUCCUGCUCUGUCUCUUUGGCUACCUGGUCUGCAUGAUCCUCUACAAGUGGGUGGCGUUCGGCUCACGCGACUCGUGCCUGGCCCCCAGCAUCCUCAUCCACUUCAUCAACAUGUUCCUCAUGCAGGGAGGAGAUAUCACCCCUCUCUACCCAGGACAGACCGGGCUCCAGAUCUUCCUGGUUGUGGUAGCUAUGCUGUCGGUUCCUGUGCUGUUGUUAGGAAAACCUCUUUACCUCUAUUGGCUGUAUCGUGGAGGCAAAGGCCUGCGCAGACGCAGAGGUUAUGAGAGGGUGAGGCGUGUAAGCGAGGAUGACAAUUCCACAGCACCGUCCUACGAAGAAGAUGAAGAGGAGGGACUCGAUGAAAUGGCCAACAGAGAAGCAAUUCCCAAAGAGUUUGACUUUGCUGACGUGCUCCUGCACCAGGUCAUCCACACCAUAGAGUACUGUCUGGGAUGCAUUUCCAAUACCGCCUCCUACCUGCGGCUCUGGGCCCUCAGCUUGGCUCAUGCUCAGCUGUCAGAGGUGCUGUGGGCCAUGGUGAUGCGCCUGGGUCUGAGGGUCACCACCAGACUAGGAGUGCUGGUUUUGGUUCCUGUUUUUGGCCUCUUCGCUGUGCUCACGGUGUCUAUUUUACUAGUCAUGGAGGGCCUCUCAGCCUUCCUCCAUGCUCUCCGCCUCCACUGGGUGGAGUUCCAGAACAAAUUCUACCACGGGACAGGCGUCAAGUUUGUCCCCUUCGACUUCUCCCUGCUGCCCUCGGUUUUUGAACAAGAUGGCUUGCUGUAACAGAGGGGACUUCUUGGAUGUAAGCGGGAGCAGACUUUAUUUCUGGGAAAGACGCUGGAAGUUGGAACUAUUCACACUGUGAUAACGACAACAGAACUUCAAGACAACGGAUUGACACUCACUGUUGUAGCAAUGUUUUUCACCAUGACAGUUUUUAAAGUAUUGGCUACUCUGACUGCCUUAUCACCAUUUCCAGCAAACCUCUGAAAGGCAGGGGUUCAAAAUUCUUAACCCGUUAAUGUUUUCAUUUUAUAGGCGAGAUGUUGCUGAACACAACUUGUCAUGCUAAUUGGGUGAAUUUAAAUCGUUUAUUUGCAUUGUGCUGUGUAAAAUAGUUUUGUAUUAUUUACUACAUGGUACUUAAGACAAACAGUUAUCCAGUGCAAUGUAAAGUGCACAAGCGUUGCAACAUGUGCUGAAGAUCACAUCAAUCAUCCUGAUGUAGUGCCAUACAGAUUUGUGGCUGAUGACAAUAAGGGGGAUGCCACUGGGGAGGCGCAGGUUUUCGAAAUUGCUCGUAAAUGUGAUGAAGAUAGAGCUGUAGGCAAACGUCUUCAAGUUUCCUCUGGCAAAAUGUGUCUUUUACUGAAGAAGGACUAAGAAAAGACUACCUUUUGUGAGGCAUAUAGUUACAAAGCACUUUGCAGAAAUGAUUGUACAAUAAAAAGAGUUCUCACAAAUGA
This is a messenger RNA of Myripristis murdjan (pinecone soldierfish), 3781 nucleotides long. RefSeq names its product ATPase H+ transporting V0 subunit a2a (gene atp6v0a2a). Gene Ontology annotation, cellular component: vacuolar proton-transporting V-type ATPase, V0 domain; plasma membrane; vacuolar proton-transporting V-type ATPase complex. NCBI's taxonomy places the organism in Eukaryota, Metazoa, Chordata, Actinopteri, Holocentriformes, Holocentridae. Gene Ontology annotation, biological process: vacuolar acidification; proton transmembrane transport. The coding region runs from base 558 to 3098 and encodes 846 amino acids. The record is from RefSeq and is a predicted model, not a curated record. Gene Ontology annotation, molecular function: proton-transporting ATPase activity, rotational mechanism; ATPase binding. The transcript has 20 exons.